AUGGAAACGCGCUCCAGUGAAAGGGAUUAUGCUUUGGUGCUCGCGGAAGGAAAAGCAGCGGAUGAGCUUCGCCCCGGUCCCGGUGCUGGUAAAGAACAGAGACCCACAUGGGGCCGGCGUCUGGAGUUCAUCCUCGCCGCGGUCGGGUGUGCGGUGGGACUCGGCAAUAUCUGGAGGUUUCCUUACCUCUGUUACAGCAGCGGAGGAGGUGCCUUUAUUAUUCCUUAUCUCACAAUGGUAGUUGUGUGUGGUGCUCCCCUGCUCUUUAUGGAGUUCACAAUAGGACAAUAUACCCGUUUAGGACCUGUACAUGCGUUUGCCAAGAUAUGUCCUCUAUUUAAAGACAGAGACUAUCUACCCGGUCAAAACAAUCUCCCAUUGAUUUAUCGCUCAUUUCUUCCUGGUUUAUGCUCUGUGCUAAACAAGGGCCACAUGCAGGUGUUGUCAGCAAGCCAGCAGUUCUUUGAUAAUAAUCUUCUUGAAAAAACGAAAGGCAUAGAAGAAAGUGGUGGGAUCCGCUGGGAGCUCUUUGGCUGUCUGCUUACGGCUUGGGUCAUUAUCUAUUUGUGCAUUUUCAAAGGAGUUAAAUCCACUGGCAAGGUUGUGUAUUUUACAGCCGUCUUUCCAUACUUCAUCCUUUUCGCCUUGCUUAUCAAUAAUGUGCAGCUCCCAGGAGCUGUCAAUGGCAUACUGUUCUUUGUGACCCCAGUGUGGAGUAAACUGUUCCAAAUUAAGGUUUGGGUAAAUGCUGCUGCUCAAGUGUUUAACUCUAUUGGAAUCGCGUUCGGCUCGAUGGUUUCCAUGUCCAGUUACAACAAGUUUAAUAACAACAUCCUCAGGGAUGCUUUAAUUGUGGCAGUGAUAAACUCCUUCACAAGUAUCCUGGCUGGCUUCGUGAUCUUUUCUGCUAUUGGCUACAUGGCACACAUCCAUAACCUCCCUGUGGACAACAUUGCCACAGACGGUCCUGGAUUAGUUUUUGUGGUGUAUCCUGAAGUCAUCACCACCAUGCCAGUGUUCCAGCUUUGGGCGCCUCUAUUCUUUUUUAUGCUUCUAUGUCUGGGCCUAGACAGUCAGUUUGCCAAUGUUGAAGUUGCAAUCACCUUCUUGAAGGAUGAAUUUGGGACUAAAAUACUUCCGUUUGUCAAGAGAGAUGAGCUCUUGGUGUUGAUAGUGUGCGUGCUCUGCUUUUUACUGGGGCUGCCUCAUAUUACCAAGGGAGGCAUUUAUGUGUUCCAGCUAAUGGACCAUUACACUGCUGUGGUUUCGCUUAUGUUUCUGGCAUUUUCUGAAGUUGUGACUGUAUGCUGGAUUUUUGGAGUCCCACGCAUCUCUUACAUGGCCAAGAGAAUGCUAGGGAAGUCUCCAAACAUCUACUUCCGCAUUUGUUGGCUUGUUCUCUGUCCUGUUUUGGUCCUAUGUAUUUUGGUGUCCAGUAUCGUGCACUACUCUCCAGUGCGUUAUGGAAACUACGCAUAUCCAAAGUGGGCUGACGGUGUAGGCUGGGUCGUCUCUCUGGUGUCUAUAAUCUGGAUCCCGCUGGGGGCCAUGCAUGAGAUUUAUAUAAACAAAGGAUCUCUUUAUGAGCGAUUCACAGCAGCUAUUUCACCUACACUAGAUCUGGAUAUGGAUAACUUUCCAAGAGACGAGGAGGAAAGGGAAAACUGA
Molecule: messenger RNA, 1668 nt
Organism: Knipowitschia caucasica
Lineage: Eukaryota; Metazoa; Chordata; Actinopteri; Gobiiformes; Gobiidae
Source: the annotation of a GenBank genome assembly